Prosopis cineraria is the source of this 1562-nucleotide messenger RNA. RefSeq names its product NAC domain-containing protein 43-like. Lineage: Eukaryota; Viridiplantae; Streptophyta; Magnoliopsida; Fabales; Fabaceae. The transcript is spliced from 3 exons. Gene Ontology annotation, molecular function: DNA binding. Gene Ontology annotation, biological process: regulation of DNA-templated transcription. Bases 163 to 1407 code for a protein of 414 amino acids. The record is from RefSeq and is a predicted model, not a curated record.
CUCUCCCUUAUCUCUCCUCCGAUCCCCUCUCUUCUCUUAGUCUCUAAAAGUGUUCUCUCUGCGCUUGGUCGUGGAGAAAACCUUCGAAUUGGAACCACAAGCUGUAGCUAGGACGAAAACCUGAAAAUAUUUUCUCGUCUGCUUCAGUUAUUAUCCAUCUGAAUGCAGGAGAACAUGAGCAUCUCUGUGAAUGGACAGUCCCAGGUACCUCCUGGCUUCCGUUUCCAUCCCACUGAAGAGGAGCUAUUGCAGUACUACCUCAGGAAGAAGGUCUGCUACGAGCAGAUCGACCUCGACGUCAUUCGCGACGUCGAUCUCAACAAGCUCGAACCCUGGGAUAUACAAGAGAAGUGCAAAAUAGGAACCACCCCACAGAACGAUUGGUACUUCUUCAGCCACAAAGACAAGAAGUAUCCCACCGGAACUCGAACGAACCGGGCCACCGCUGCCGGAUUCUGGAAGGCGACCGGGCGGGACAAGGUGAUAUACGGCAACGGGAAGAGGAUCGGGAUGAGGAAGACCCUUGUUUUCUACAAAGGACGUGCCCCUCACGGCCAAAAGUCUGAUUGGAUCAUGCAUGAGUAUAGGCUCGAAGAUAACAACACCAGCACCGAGACCAGCAUUGUCACGAAUGUAAUGGGAGAUGGAGGACAGGAAGAGGGGUGGGUGGUGUGCAGGAUAUUCAAGAAGAAGAACCAUCUCAAAACCCUAGAGAGCCCCCUGGCUUCGUCCAUUGCAGAGGAAACCAUGAGAAGCCACAACCACGACUCCAUUUUCGAUGCUUGUGACGACGACGAGGGAGCUUUGGAACAAAUACUCGAGCAAAUGGGAAGAAACUGUUGCAAGGAAGAAGAACAUAACGACCCCACUACCAACAGAAGAAUCACCAAACGGUUUGACGACACUGUCAUCACCACCACCAACAACAACAAUGGCUACUUCCACCAUGACAGGUUCUCGAAGCUUCCUCGCUUAGAAAGCCCAACAUCUACCAACAACAACACCGGGUACCACCCUAUUAUGGAAGCGGCUUAUGGUGGCGGCGACCGCAGCUUUGUUCAUCAUCAAACAGAAUCGGCAGCUUCGUCAGUUAAUGCCGGCCUUAUCACCAACUGGGCAGCACUGGAUCGGCUUGUAGCUUCGCAGCUUAAUGGCCAAACAGAGACUUCCCGGAGCCUGCCUUGCUUCAAUACCGCCGGAGACCCCAUCUCGGGCUACGAUCGGCAACUUCCGACCCUACGACCUUCCUCACUUUCGUCAAUAAUAUCAUCAUCAUCAGCCCUCAACAGUGGAGCUAAUUACGAUUACACCAGCGAGAUUGACCUCUGGGACUUUGCCCGAUCCGCAUCAUCGUUAGUGUCAGGCUCCGAACCACUAUGCCACGUGUCCAACACAUCAUCAGUGUAGCAGUCCCUACCAUGCCAGAUAUAACUAGAAUAAAUGAUGAGAAUAUAUAUACAUAUAGAUGAUCAUGUUUCUAGUUCUUCACGUCAGAAGAUGAUUAUCAUCUCCAACAAUGUGAUCAUGCUCAUUAAUUAGUGCUUCAAUGGAGUUACUUAGAA